This is a messenger RNA of Mizuhopecten yessoensis (Yesso scallop), 985 nucleotides long. RefSeq lists its product as uncharacterized. The annotation marks the transcript as partial. Lineage: Eukaryota; Metazoa; Mollusca; Bivalvia; Pectinida; Pectinidae. The transcript has 6 exons. The record is from RefSeq and is a predicted model, not a curated record.
CAAAUUUGGCGAACAUUUCUUACAUGCUGCAACAAUAGGUAAAAUACUUAAUUUGUUUUUUUCAUGUGCUAAAAAUACUGAGUGACGAGAAUAAAAACCUCGGGGAACCUUAAUUUUGAACUUUAAACCAGGUCACUAUCGGAUAAAACAGAUACAUAAUAAGAUAGCAAAGUUCUGAUGCACUUCCGUUAAGACAUACGCGUGUGAAGUACACACGUAGCUGUAUGUUAUAGUACGGUUGUCUGAAUAUCAUAUCGAAUAUAUAACGAUAUAUAUUAGACAAUAUGCCAGGAAACGUUCCAGGAUCUACUGAGGCCGCGUGGCCAGAGCUGUUCACAUUACCAGCCAUGGCAACUUCUUCCAUGAUAAAGAAACCCGGACAACUCUCCGACGAGGCCAUUCGGAAGUAUUUUGAAGACGGGUUUGUGAUAGUUGAAGAUUUCUUCACCCCGGAGGAACUAAAUCCAUGUAAGGAGGCCAUCACGGUGGUCGUGGAUGACGUGGCUAAUAUGCUGUUUAAGAAAGGAAAAAUCAAAGAUUUAUACAACGACUUAGGUUUUCACGAAAGACUUGUGAGAAUGAACGACGAUUUCCCAGGAGCGAACAUAUUGGUGAUCAAAACAGGCCGCGUACCAAAGGCUUUUAAACAACUUUGGUCCAAUGGGAGAUUACUGAAUGUCGUUGAGCAGCUUAUUGGACCAAACAUUGCUGGCAAUCCUGUAUGGAACAUUCGCGCCAAGAUUCCUAAUGACGAAGAUACAACAGUUCCAUGGCAUCAGGACUGUGCAUACAUGGAUAAAGACACAUACAGAAUGCUCAUUCCUACGGCAUGGAUACCAUUCAUUGAUACAAACAUCGAAAACGGAUGUAUGGAGUUUGUAAAAGGAGGUCACAGACUUGGUAAGGUGGCCACCCACCAGUGUUGUCACGGUGGCACAUGGUACACUAUUCUAGAAGAAGAGGAGAUGACGAAGACGUUAGGUGA